Molecule: messenger RNA, 690 nt
Organism: Eimeria maxima
Lineage: Eukaryota; Apicomplexa; Conoidasida; Eucoccidiorida; Eimeriidae
Exons: 1
Coding region: 1-690 (229 amino acids)
Source: RefSeq, a predicted model, not a curated record
AUGGAGGGGGGUAAGGGUGAUGAUAGAUCUGCAGCAACUGCAGCAAAUGCAGCACAAUUAGUACCACCAGGAGCAGCACAACACAACGAACACCACCAACAACCAGCAGCAGCAAUAACAGCAACAGCAGCAGCAGCAGCAGCAGCAGCAGCAGCAGCAGAUAUAGAGGACCACCCUCUAUUUAUGACGAAGGUACCAACAGCAGCAGAAUUCAAAAAAAAUUCUUUGCUGUCUGCAUUAGCUGCUCUUAUUGAUGAGGAUGAGCAGCAGCAGCAGCAGCAGCAGCAGCAGCAGCAGCAGCAAAUGGAUAAAGGGCCCCAUAGGAGGCAAAGACACAAGACACGAUCCUGUCCUUGGGGUACAAGAGGUAUAAGACCACAAACUGCUGCUCGGCCUGCUGCUGCUGCACCUGCUGCUGCUGCUGCUGCAGCAGAACCCAAAGGGGAUGCAGCAGCAGCAGCAGCAGCAGCAGCAGACACGAGUGCUGCCGGGUGUCUGCAGCAGCAGCAAGACGAUGAAAUGGAUUGUGAAGAUGCAGCAGCAGAAGAUGAAGACGAAGCAGCAGAAGCAGCAGCAGCAGCAGCAGCAGCAGAUGCAGCAGCAGCAGCAGCAACAGCAGCAGCAGCAGCACCUAGUGGGCCCUCUAUGGGGGAAUUGCAGAUAUGCAUGCGUUUGUUUUCUAUGAAGUAA